CCAAUAGAUUCACUUGCACGGAAUCCUGAAUCCCUGCAGUGGUUUACACUUCUCCCAAGUCCCCCAUCCCCUCACUCACCCCACCCCCACGCCCCAAACCAUAGACCCCACAACCCCUUCUUUAUAAUCAAACAAUUUUUCACCUCAACUCCUCCAAAUCCAACUUCUCCUUUCUCUCAUCUUCCUCAACAAAAAAAUGGAGUCACCAUCAUCAACAAGUAGAAGAAGACCAUGUUUCAUUGAAGAAGAUGAUGGUCUUGUCUCUAUAGCUGAUAUUUCAUGCAACAACAAUAACCAAAAUCAUGAUAAUAAUAAUAAUAAUAACAAGAACAAGGGUGUUACUAAUCAGUACCCUUUAAUUUCUAGGCCACUUUAUUAUACUGUUUCAUCAAGAAGAAGAAAUAGCUUGAGAAAUCUCUCUUCUCUUUCUUCUUCAUCAUCUUCUUCUUCAUCCUUGUUGUCUCCAAGAUCUGUUGUUACUGCUGCUAAGUACUGUGAUGGUAGAUUUGAAGAACCACAACAACAUUUCUUGGAUGCUUGUUUUCUUUGUAAGAAAAGAAUUGGUGAUAACUCUGACAUAUUCAUGUACAGAGGGGACACUCCAUUCUGUAGUGAAGAGUGUAGGCAGCAACAGAUAGAGAUGGAUGAAGCUAAAGAGAAAAAAAGGAACAUGUCUUCCAUCAAAUCCUUGAGAAAAAAGGACAAGAGACAAUCCACUUCCCCCAACAAAACUGCAUCUUUGAGACCUGGUACUGUUGCUGCUGCUUGAGCAAAUGAAUAAUGAAUCUACUUGUAGAAAAGAAAUACUAUUCAAGAAGGUUCAUCUAUGACCAAUUAGCUAUAUAAAAAUAUUAAUACAAGGAGUUCAUAGGGAAAGGGGAUGGAGAUGGAACUUAUGAAGAAAGAAUAUACUGAAGAGUUUUCUUUUUUCUUUUUUUAUUUUACUAUAGAGUAUUAAGUUGUGUUAUGAUGUGAAAAUGUUGAGGAAGUGGAGAGGAGGCUUGUAAUGCUCUCUGAAAAAGUGGAAAAAAGAUGAUGGCUCUUUUUUUUGGGUUUUGCCCCAAGUUUUUUUUGUGCUCCUUUUUGGGGGUUCUCUUGGGUUUUCACUGUGUAAUGAGAAGCAAUAACAAGGAAAGUUCUCCUA
Capsicum annuum is the source of this 1144-nucleotide messenger RNA. RefSeq names its product FCS-Like Zinc finger 1. Lineage: Eukaryota; Viridiplantae; Streptophyta; Magnoliopsida; Solanales; Solanaceae. The transcript has 2 exons. The coding region runs from base 197 to 769 and encodes 190 amino acids. The record is from RefSeq and is a predicted model, not a curated record.